Messenger RNA from Diaporthe citri, 1383 nucleotides. RefSeq lists its product as uncharacterized. The coding region runs from base 1 to 1383 and encodes 460 amino acids. The record is from RefSeq and is a predicted model, not a curated record. Lineage: Eukaryota; Fungi; Ascomycota; Sordariomycetes; Diaporthales; Diaporthaceae. The transcript has a single exon.
AUGGCCUUCCUCGAGGACCCACGUCUCCGUCAGCGCUGGAACCAGAUCUCCCACAACGCCGAGACGGUCACCGAGACCGCCGCCGAGGGCAUCUGGACCUUCCAGCACCGCUACAUCAACCCCUGCCUCGGCGCGGUUGGCCACUCCAUCGAGUCGUGCACCGCGCCCUGCUUCGGCGACCGCGACGACCGCGCGCGGCGCGCACGGGUGAGGGGGCGCGACUAUGGGGCCAGGGCCGAGUACGCAUUCGACUUCUACGACGACUGGGACGACGACGACGAGGCGCUAGCGGCUGGGGGAGGAGGCAGCCACGGCGGCGGCAUUCUGGGGGGAUGGGCCGGCGGCGGGAGCUCCAGGGGCGACGACUGGGACCGCCUGAUCGGCGGCUCCGGCGCGGGCUCCAGAAAGGGGAACCUCGGGCCAGAGGUGGUGGAUCAGCCGCGGCGCAAGAGGGGGAUGAGCUACGGGACGAGAGGCGCCAGGAGGAAAACCAACGAGGAGGAGGACCCGACGAUCAUACCCAGCACUGCGCCCCUCGGGUUCCUGGGGAGGCUUCCGUGGAAGAUCGGAGGGACACUAAGAUACAAGCCCAGCGCGGCGUUCCUGCAGGACCACCCGGGGGCCGCAACGCAUCCGGACGAGAAUCAGCCGUUGCUAGACUCCGACGGCGAUGAGGACGUGCAUCCCGCGGUGACCGCACAAAUGAGGAAACGGAGUGGUACGGCAGGGUCCGGCGACACAUCAGACUCGUACAGGUCCAGAGGAGACCUGUUCCCCAGCGACGGCGAAGGAGAGGAGGACGCGAUCCCACUGGACGACGAGUUCGCAAUGAACCUGAACAGGGCGGACGACCGAGCCAGCAACAGGACGAGGAGUAGUAAGGGCAAGAGGCCAGCAUCAAGAAACGUAUCCGCGACGACACUAUCGUCCAGCACAUCCAACUCCUCGCUGAGGGCGAGGAAGAGCUCACAUGGCUCUUUGCAAGCCAUGGAGAACUCGAUACACUCCAUCGUGGAGGCGUCAUUAGAGGACCUCCAGCGCGAAGAGGAGGAAGCCGAGAUGCAAGAGGACCAAGAGGUUGCCCGCAAGCGGGAAGUAGCCGCGGAGCUGGCCCGACAGCGGGGCUUAUCCACGAGCGAGACUUUCGACACGGGCGAGUCGGAGGCUCGGGCUAAGAGCUCGAUGCUCCCUGUGGGGGAGAUAUUGGAGCCGCAGAGCCCAGGGGCCAGGCAAGGCCCGGAGCGGGAUACUGAAGAGACGGGGCCCUUCGCACAAGGCGUCCCAGGCCAACUGCACGACGCGGCCUCCGAGGGCGUCAUAACACAGCAGGUCGACGGUGCCGAUGAUGACUUCGUGCCCGCGAGAUUGCCGAGCUUUCGAUAA